UCUUCUCUCUCUCUCUCUCUCUCUCUCUCUCUCUCUCUCUCUCUCUCUCUCUCUCUCCAGUUUCCUCUGAACUCUAUUUUUAUAAACCCUCUUUGCGAUUUUCUUCCAUCUCUGCGAUGGAUUCAUCGAUUUUAGUCACCGGUGGUGCUGGUUUCAUAGGCACUCACACUGUUGUGCAACUUCUUAAUCAAGGAUUCAAGGUUACGAUCAUCGACAAUCUUGAUAAUUCCGUCGAAGAAGCAGUUCAUAGAGUCAGAGAAUUAGUCGGUCCGGAGCUCUCACGUAAUCUUCAAUUUCAUUUGGGUGAUAUCAGGAAUCAGCAUGAUUUGGAGAAGUUGUUUUCCCAAGCUAAGUUUGAUGCUGUGGUACACUUUGCUGGGCUGAAAGCUGUGGGUGAAAGCGUGGCCCAUCCAUUCCGUUACUUUGAUAAUAAUUUGAUCGGGUCCAUCACUCUGUACAAAGUCAUGGCCAAAUACAAUUGUAAGAAGUUGGUAUUCUCUUCAUCUGCAACUGUUUAUGGGCAGCCGAAGAAAAUUCCAUGUGUCGAGGAAUUUGAACUCAAGGCAAUGAACCCAUAUGGGCGCACAAAGCUGUUCCUUGAAGAGAUUGCUCGAGAUAUUCAUAAUGCAGAUGGGGAGUGGAAGAUAAUACUGCUGAGAUACUUCAAUCCUGUUGGAGCUCAUGAGAGUGGGAAACUCGGUGAAGAUCCGAUUGGGAUCCCAAAUAAUCUGAUGCCUUACAUACAACAAGUAGCUGUUGGAAGAUUACCAGAGUUGAAUGUUUAUGGUCAUGAUUACCCCACAAAGGAUGGCAGUGCCAUCCGGGAUUACAUCCAUGUGAUGGAUUUGGCUGAUGGUCAUGUUGCAGCACUUAAAAAGCUUUUCACAAAACAGGAUAUAGGUUGUUUUGCCUGCAACCUGGGGACCGGUAGGGGGACCUCUGUGCUUGAAAUGGUGACUGCGUUUGAGAAAGCAUCUGGAAAGAAAAUCCCCAUUAAACUGUGUCCAAGAAGGGCUGGAGAUGCUACAGAAGUUUAUGCCUCUACGGAUAAAGCUGCAAAAGAGCUUAAUUGGAAGGCAAAAUAUGGGAUUGAGGAGAUGUGCAGGGAUCAAUGGAAUUGGGCAAGACAGAACCCAUGGGGAUACCAGAAGCCGCCCACCAAAAAAGGAGGCUGAUGGCUGAUGUCUUCGAGUAGUUGGAAACUACUUAAUAAUGAGAUAUAUAAAUGGUCAAAGCAGGCAAUCUGAAGAUGGAUUAAUUGCAACAAUAGUUUUGUGAAUACGUUGGUUGGUUUCUACUUUCAAGCAAAUCAAAUCACAUGACGCAAGUCAUAUACUAUAUCAAAAGCAAUUAUAUGGUUUUAAGUUUUAUGUUUUAAUUAGUUGUGGAGGAGUAAUAAAUUUGGGUUAAUGAAAAAUUCUAAACUUUACUUCACCAUUAUAUUUAUAUUUUAUAUAUAUCCCACUUGGCACA
This is a messenger RNA of Lactuca sativa (garden lettuce), 1473 nucleotides long. RefSeq names its product UDP-D-glucose/UDP-D-galactose 4-epimerase 3 (gene UGE3). Gene Ontology annotation, molecular function: UDP-glucose 4-epimerase activity. The record is from RefSeq and is a predicted model, not a curated record. NCBI's taxonomy places the organism in Eukaryota, Viridiplantae, Streptophyta, Magnoliopsida, Asterales, Asteraceae. Gene Ontology annotation, cellular component: cytosol. Gene Ontology annotation, biological process: galactose metabolic process.